This is a messenger RNA of Phyllopteryx taeniolatus (common seadragon), 4471 nucleotides long. RefSeq names its product enoyl CoA hydratase 1, peroxisomal (gene ech1). The coding region runs from base 138 to 1070 and encodes 310 amino acids. The transcript is spliced from 11 exons. Gene Ontology annotation, cellular component: mitochondrion. The record is from RefSeq and is a predicted model, not a curated record. Gene Ontology annotation, molecular function: delta(3,5)-delta(2,4)-dienoyl-CoA isomerase activity. NCBI's taxonomy places the organism in Eukaryota, Metazoa, Chordata, Actinopteri, Syngnathiformes, Syngnathidae.
GUGAAAGGUAAGAGAAACUUCCAGUCAGGACGAAUGUAGGGGGGACAACUGUGCCUGAACGCCAGUACAGUACUUGCAAAACAAAGCGACAAGAAGAAGACGCUGCGCGCCUGAAGGACCGUAAAGAGUUUCGGGAUAUGUUGUCACUCUUUGCCAGGUCCGCUCUCUCAACAUACAGGGGAUCCGGGCCCUGCAGCCAAACAGUCAUCCGGGCCAUGUCGUCGUCCGGCGGUACCACCGCCCCGUACACCACCCUGGCCAUCAGCUGUCCAGCACAGGCGGUCACACAUGUGGAACUCCACCGUCCCAACAAGCGCAAUGCCAUGAACAAAGCUUUCUGGAGUGAGAUGGUGGACUGUUUUAACGAGAUCUCGGGUGACCCAGACUGCAGAGUGGUGGUGGUCUCUGCCGCAGGGAAGGUCUUCACAGCAGGAAUUGAUCUGGUGGACAUGGCUGCUGACGUGCUGCAGCCCGACGGCGACGACACGGCCCGGAUUUCUUGGAACCUCAGAAAGACCAUCAGCAAGUAUCAGGACACGUUCUCAGUCAUCGAGAGGUGUCCAAAGCCAGUCGUGGUAGCUGUCCAUGGAGCCUGUGUGGGAGGAGGUGUGGACCUGAUUACCGCCUGUGACAUCCGCCUAUGCACCCAGGAUGCCUGGUUCCAAGUCAAGGAAGUGGACAUCGGGCUGGCGGCGGACGUCGGAACCCUGCAAAGGCUCCCAAAAGUCAUCGGCAGCCGCAGCCUGGUGAACGAGCUGGCUCUGACGGCGCGGAAGAUGUACGCCGACGAGGCCCUGAACAGCGGACUCGUCAGCCGAGUGUUUGCAGACAAGGAGGCCAUGAUGGCAGGCGCGCUGGAGAUGGCCGGGGAGGUGGCCGCCCGCAGCCCUGUGGCCGUGCAGGGCACCAAAGUCAACUUGAUCUACUCCCGAGACCACAGUGUAUCGGAGGGACUCAACUACAUGGCUACGUGGAACAUGAGCAUGCUUCAGACUCAAGAUGUGAUGAAAUCCGCUCAGGCCUCCAUGGAAAAGAAGAGUAUCAAAAGUGUAACGUUCUCCAAACUCUGAAUAGAGCUCAGUACGUCCACCGAACAAGCUCUUCUUUCCGGAACAGUAUUUCUCAAACUAGGGUCUCCGGACUGGCUUUAAAGGGAUGUCCAAAGAGCCAACAUCAUUACUAAACUAAAAAAAAAAAAAAAUUGUGUGUGCACAAUCUCAUGAAUCAUGUGACUUGGUGCUCAUUUUCUUUAACCAGUUUGUAAAUGUUGCAUAAUUAAGCUGAAAAGUGCACUUCUGGCAAACGACAGCCAAAUUCAGUGGCCUGACUUUGCAAUCGAGUCUAUCUUUAUCAUUGUAAAAUACAUAUGUACAUGAAUGUUUAUAUUAAUCUCUUAAACGCUUCUGAAAGUUCAGAGACUUAAGCUUUUUCUCCCCAACAACUUAAAACAGAUGUCUUUAGAAAUCUGUAACAUAUGGAAAGCUCAGGCCAAAGCUUUGUAUUACUUAUUUUGUAUUACUUUGGUGCCAAGGAACUAUGUUGAAGUAAGUUGAGGAGCUUCCUGUUUUGCUUUGCCGCCAUCAAUCGGCAAUCAUUAAACUUUUGGGAGGAAUGUCAAUAACUUUCUAUUCAUGACAGGGCACUGUUUCUAAACACUGCUUUUUGCCUUGAGAGUUUGCGGUCUUGUGUAAAGUGCACUAAUGUCUAUGUCAGUGACUCUUAAAGUGUGGUGGGGGUACGCAGGCUCCCUCUAGUGGUAACUGAAGAAUCACUGCCCAAGUUCAGGUCAGUUGCAUAUGAUUUAAAUAUGGGUUUAAUCUUUUAAGAACUCAUUGUUUUUAAACUUUUAUCUGAAAUACAUUUUAAUUUAAUAAUUGAAGUACAGUUCUUGUUUUCCUACAUUUAAGCAGCGUUAAUGAUAAUGUUAGAUUUGCUUACAAUAAUAUUAAAUACUAAUUAGGCCUACUACAAUAAUGUUGGUCGAGAUGGUGAUACUUGGAGAUCUAAGUAUCAUUUUAGGUGGUACUUUGUGUAAAAACUGAGAAUUACUGCUUUGUGUAACAAGGUGCCAUGUACAGUAAAUCAAAAUGACUGUCAAUGGGAUCUUUGAAUAAGGCAAAUGCUUUAUUGAUAAAAUGAUAUCUUAAUUUACCCAGGUGUAAAACCACAAUCAGAUUCACUCAUUGUUGAGUCUGCUUGGCACAGAGCUUCUGGAGGGUUUUCUGUGCAGGAAGAGAACAUCAUUUGCAACAUUGAGUGAAUGAGCGUAGCAGCUUAAAACGGAAAGUGACUGUUUACCAUGUGAAAGGCUUUGGCCUUCUGUCUGUUGUUGGUAUAAGCCUCUUGUCUGCUCUGAACUGCCUGCUGCUGCUUCACCUCCUCCAGCUGCUCGGACAGUCUGAAAGAAAAAUGCUCUGUUAAUAGAGUGGUGCCUUCACUUCCAAGGUUAAUUUGUUUCGUGGCCAAGGUCGUAACUCAUUUUACUUGAAUAUCUAACACAUUUUCCCCAUUGAAAUUAUCCACCCAAUCAUUUCCCGUACUGCUUAUCCUCACUAGGGUCGCGGACGUGCUGGAGCCUAUCCCAGCUGACUUUGGGCGAGAGGCAGGGUACACCUUGAACUGGUCGCUAGCCAAUUACAGGGCACAUAAACAAACAACCAUUCGCAUUUACAUUCAAAACUACGGGCAAUUUAGAGUCUUCAAUCAACCUACCAUGCAUGUUUUGGGGCUGUGGGAGGAAACCGGAGUCGUCGUCUUCAUUUCCUUUCGGCUUGUCCCGUUAGGGGUCGCCACAGUGUGUCAUCGUUUUCCAUGUAAGCCUAUCUCCUGCAUCCUCCUCUCGAACACCAACUGCCCUCAUGUCCUCGCUCACGACAUCCAUCAACCUUCUCUUUGGUCUUCCUCUAGCUCUCUUGGCUGGCAGCUCCAUCCUCAUCAUCCUCCUACCAAUGUAGUCACUCUCCUCUUCUGGAUGUGUCCAAACCAUCAAAGUCUGCUCUCUAACUUUGUCUCCAAAGCAUCGAACUUUGGCUGUUCCUCUGAUGAGCUCAUUUCAAAUUUUAUCUAACCUGGUCACUCCAAGAGCGAACCUCAACAUCUUCAUUUCCGUCACCUCCAGCUCUGCUUCCUGUUGUCUCUUCAGUGCCACUGUCUAUAAUCCGUACAUCAUGGCUGGAAUUGACCAGCAUGCACCUCGGUCCCCGGAGUAGGGCUUUGGCGGAGGAACAUGAGGCUCUUUGUACAGUGGCGAAAUGGAUCGGAGGCUGCGGGCUCAGAAGGAGUACUUACGGGAGGGUGGGCAGACUGCAAUUUGGAAAGUAGGGAAACUUUGUGCGUGAGAGUGGUCAAAGAUUCCAUAAUCUCCUGGAGAGGUUUAUCCUGUCUUCCUAUAUGAGCGCCUUGGUGGGUGAGUGCUUGUCUUUAAUGCCUCUGGGGUUGCUGGGUCCAUGGUGGCCAGAGUAUUCUGUCACAAUGUGAUUUUAACUGGACCCAGAAGCAGGCGGAGGCUGAAGAUGAUUUGUGCAGAAUGAGAAGGGAUUCGGCGGUGGAUCCUUGUGGCGUACUUAUGUGCAAGUAGCGAGCCGGUGUACCACGGGUGAACGUUAAUUCUCUGGCAAUGGAGUCUUUGAUCUGGCAGGCUUAAAUGCAGGUGAUGAAGGCUGAUUGACAACAGGUGCACGACCGAGGUGGUGCUGAUUACUGGGAAGAGAGAGGGCGAGAGGGGCGCAAGGCGGCACCCAAGCUCCAACAGCGGAACUGCAGGGCACAGCUCAUGACAUAUACUGUAUAUUACGUAUAUUAAACAUACAUAUAUUACAAGGAAUAAAAUGUACAUAGUGUACAGUGCUUCUGUGCAUUAUUAUAUGUUUAUGCAUUUAAAAGGUGUUGAAGAGUAUAGAAAGAGUUUAAAAGAGUAUGGUAGCGGUUAAUUGGAGUGUGGGAAAGAUAAAUAAGAGUCUGGGGAGGUUCAUAGAGCUUUAAAAAUAUGUAUACAUUUAUUUUUAAUCUGGUCAUUAUUUCGUUGACUUUACCUAUGGUGGUCCGGAACUUAACCUCUGUGAUAAACAAUGGAUUACUGUAUUCAUUACCAACCUACGUUUCUGAUUUGUUAUUAUAUAAAGAGACCUGAAAUAAUUAACUUCAAUCAAAAAUACUUUAAAUAAUGGUGUUGAUUUUAAAGAUGUUGGUUUGUCAAUGUGAAACUUUCCAAACAAAAUAUAAAGGUUGACAAUAGUCAAUACAUGAUUAAGUUUUAUCCAUGAAAUUAUAUAGGAGUUUAGAUUACUGAGGAAUGGUGGUUUUAAUAUGACUCCCCCAUUCUGUGAUAACACCCAAGGCCAGAGAAAGCGUCUGCUGAACAGUCAUAACGAAACCUGAUGUGUAUAAAAAGUAGUCAGCUCAAUAAACGAGGUGUCUCAUUCAGUGGACUUGCACUCUGGUGUACAGUUGAUUGAAUGAACCCUGAGACUCA